CGGACCUUCCUGUUUCCGGUUUCUUUGGUCUCUGCAAAGUAGUUGUGGCCUGCGGGUGUGAGGCUCUCCGAGUGCUUGCCCAGCUGUGUUACAGCCAGCGCUGCUGAGGGGGGCUGGCUCAGUCCACAGCGCGAGUGCCAUGCCCGUGACGCUGGGUUACUGGGACAUCCGCGGGCUAGCCCAUGCCAUCCGCCUGCUCCUGGAAUACACAGACACCAGCUAUGAGGAGAAGAGAUACACCAUGGGGGACGCUCCUGACUAUGACAGAAGCCAGUGGCUCAAUGAGAAGUUCAAGCUGGGCCUGGACUUUCCCAAUCUGCCUUACCUAAUUGAUGGGACUCACAAGCUCACCCAGAGCAAUGCCAUCCUGCGCUACAUUGCCCGCAAGCACAAUAUGUGUGGAGAGACAGAAGAGGAGAAGAUUCAUGUGGACAUUUUGGAGAAUCAGGUUAUGGACCUCUCCAAUCAACUGGCCACAGUCUGCUAUAGCCCAGACUUUGAGAAGCUGAGGCCCGAGUACUUGGAACAAAUCCCUGAAAAGAUGAAGCUCUUUUCUGAUUUCCUGGGGAAAAAGCAAUGGUUUGUUGGUGACAAGAUCACCUAUGUGGAUUUCCUCACUUAUGAUGUACUUUGCCUGCACCGUACAUUUGACCCCAGCUGUCUGGAGGCGUUUCCGAAUCUGAAGGAUUUUAUUUCUCGCUUUGAGGGCUUGAAGAAGAUCUCUGCCUACAUGAAGUCUAGCCGCUUCCUCGCAGCACCUUUAUAUACAAAGACGGCCACAUGGGGCAACAAGUAGAGGGUCGAAAGCACAGGAGAUUAGCGUGAGGAGCUCAUUCUCUUCUUGCUGCCCAGGGCCCAGCCUGACUCACCUGCCCCUUGGUGGCUGUGUCUGCUUUGAGGAGCCGGUCGGAACCCUCUCCCUGAAGCUCAGGCAUGCCCCAUUUCAAAUCGCAGGGCUGCCUGGAAGACCAAUUUUGCCUCGUGGGCAACUUGUGCCCCAUUGAGAUCCCUACCCUGGUCCUGUGUGAUCUGAAUAAAGUCUGAGCUGCACCUGC
Cavia porcellus (domestic guinea pig) is the source of this 1055-nucleotide messenger RNA. It is a transcript of the gene Gstm4, whose product is annotated as glutathione S-transferase mu 4. The coding region runs from base 140 to 796 and encodes 218 amino acids. The transcript is spliced from 8 exons. Gene Ontology annotation, biological process: glutathione metabolic process. NCBI's taxonomy places the organism in Eukaryota, Metazoa, Chordata, Mammalia, Rodentia, Caviidae. The record is from RefSeq and is a predicted model, not a curated record. Gene Ontology annotation, molecular function: glutathione transferase activity.